Molecule: messenger RNA, 908 nt
Organism: Aethina tumida (small hive beetle)
Lineage: Eukaryota; Metazoa; Arthropoda; Insecta; Coleoptera; Nitidulidae
Gene: mRpL4
Product: 39S ribosomal protein L4, mitochondrial
Exons: 2
Coding region: 46-873 (275 amino acids)
Biological process (GO): translation
Cellular component (GO): ribosome
Molecular function (GO): structural constituent of ribosome
Source: RefSeq, a predicted model, not a curated record
AAAAGUAAUUAGUUAGGUUAUGAGUGUCAACUCGAAACUUCAAACAUGUUAGCGAAUCUAUUACCAAAACUGCGAAAUGGGACUUGCAUUUUAAGAUGUUAUUCCACCACAUUAACGCAGACAGAUGCUAUAGAACCUAGACACCUUCGAUUUCCCCCUGCGUACCAAAAACCUCGGCAAGUAUGGGUCGAAAAUAUGGACAGUAUCGACGAAAGAAAGUUAGGUUUGGUUGAGGUGCACCCUGAUGUUUUCGCCGCUAAUCCCCGCAUCGAUCUCAUCCAUCAGAACGUCAGGUGGCAACAGCUGUACAGGUAUGUCAGUUAUGCCCACACCAAGUCUAGAUUUGAAGUACGAGGAGGUGGUAGAAAACCAUGGCCACAGAAAGGUAUGGGAAGGGCCAGGCAUGGCUCAAUAAGAAGUCCUUUAUUCAAAGGAGGUGGUGUCAUCCACGGUCCUAAAUCACCAACCCCACAUUUUUACAUGCUACCAUUUUACACUCGCUUGAAUGGAUUAAUAUCCACAUUAUCUAUUAAGCUAGCUCAAGAUGAUCUACACAUUGUAAAAGACCUGGAGCUGCCAACAGAUGAAAAAUCAUUUAUAGAAGAAUUAGUCAAGAGCAGAAACUGGGGACCCUCUGUUCUGUUUGUAGAUGAAGUUGACAUAAUGCCAAGGAAUAUAACUGCUGCCACAGAUGAAAUUAAACAUAUAAAUCUAAUGCCUGUGUAUGGGUUAAAUGUUUAUUCAAUGUUAAAGCAUGAUACUCUUGUUCUGACUAGAGGGGCAUUGGAUCUUAUAGAAGAUAAAUUAUUGACACAUCUGCACAAAAAUGAUACUAGAAGUGUUAUGGCUAAAUAUAAGCUAAAUCAAGUUUAAUUUUGUUAUGUAAUAAAGUUUUUUUGUGUUAAUAA